Molecule: messenger RNA, 1859 nt
Organism: Postia placenta MAD-698-R-SB12
Lineage: Eukaryota; Fungi; Basidiomycota; Agaricomycetes; Polyporales; Adustoporiaceae
Exons: 10
Coding region: 77-1672 (531 amino acids)
Biological process (GO): rRNA processing
Cellular component (GO): nucleus; ribonucleoprotein complex; cytoplasm
Molecular function (GO): RNA binding; RNA helicase activity; ATP binding
Source: RefSeq, a predicted model, not a curated record
CCUCUCCGCCGUUUCGAGCCUUGUCUCUCAUAUUCGACCCUUUUUCGAGUUUUCUCGACCUUUCUUUGACAGCAACAUGAGUUACGGCGGCUACGGCGGCAGUGCUGGUGGUGGUUACGGUGGCGGCUACGGAGGCGGGGGCGGAGGCGGAGGCAGCUACGGCGGUCACUCUGGCGGAGGCGGCUGGGGUGACGACCGGAUGGGCCAUUUGGGCAACGGUCUUCGUGCUGUCGACUGGAGCGCACACAAGCUCACUGCUUUCGAGAAGAACUUCUACGUAGAAGACAAGCGUGUCUCAGGACGCAGCGAUAGAGAGAUUGAGGAGUUCCGGAAGAUUAAGGAGAUGAAGGUCCAAGGGCGUAAUGUCCCAAGGCCUGUCACCUCAUUCGAUGAGAUCGGGUUUCCCGAAUACAUCAUGUCGACUAUCCGGGCUCAAGGCUUCCCUGCUCCCACUCCCAUCCAAUGCCAGGCAUGGCCUAUGGCUCUGACCGGGCGCGACGUUGUCGCUAUUGCUCAGACAGGCAGUGGAAAGACCAUAUCUUUCGCUCUCCCCGCCAUGUUGCACAUAAAUGCGCAACCGCUAUUGGCGCCGGGUGACGGGCCCAUUGCGCUUAUCCUCGCCCCCACUCGUGAGUUGGCGGUGCAGAUCCAGCAGGAAUGCACCAAGUUCGGCUCGAAUUCUAAAAUACGGAACACCGCUAUCUAUGGUGGAGCCCCUAAGGGCCCCCAGAUUCGUGACCUUCAGCGGGGAGUCGAGAUCGUGAUCGCUACUCCGGGACGGUUGAUCGACAUGCUCGAGACACAAAAGACCAACUUGCGCCGCAUCACUUACCUAGUCAUGGAUGAAGCAGAUCGCAUGCUGGACAUGGGUUUCGAGCCUCAGAUUCGCAAGAUCGUUGGUCAGAUACGGCCCGACCGGCAGACGCUCAUGUUCAGUGCGACAUGGCCGAAGGAUGUGCAAAAGCUCGCUAAUGAUUUCUUGAAAGACUUUAUUCAGGUCAACAUUGGAUCUAUGGAGCUGACUGCGAACCACAACAUUGCGCAAAUUGUUGAAGUUUGCAGUGACUUCGAGAAGCGUUCGAAGUUGAUCAAGCACUUGGACCAAAUCAGUCAGGAGAAUGCAAAGGUCCUGAUCUUCGUCGGCACGAAGCGGGUCGCAGAUGACAUCACAAAGUACCUCCGUCAGGAUGGAUGGCCUGCAUUGGCCAUCCACGGUGACAAGGAACAACGUGAACGCGACUGGGUCCUGGGCGAAUUCAAGGCUGGUCGUUCACCAAUCCUCAUUGCCACGGAUGUGGCGUCCCGUGGUCUUGACGUGAAGGAUGUUCGCUACGUCAUCAACUAUGAUUUCCCCAACAACUGCGAGGACUACAUUCACCGUAUUGGUCGUACGGGACGUGCAGGUAUGAAGGGCACGUCCUACACCUACUUCACUACGGACAACGCGAAGUCCGCUCGGGAGCUGAUCACCAUUUUGCGCGAGGCCAAGGCAGACGUGCCUCCACAGCUAGAAGAAAUGUCGAUGUUCGGUGGCGGUGGCGGUCGCAGUCGCUACGGUGGUGGCGGCGGCGGCCGUGGUCGCGGUGGAGGUGGAGGUGGAGGUGGCGGUGGCGGUGGCGGCAGGUACGGGGGUCACGACAACGGCUAUGGUAGUCGCAACGACCGCUGGUGAGCUGUUUGGCCCUGCUUAGGGUGCUCGUGUCGCCCAGCAACACUUUCUUGUUAUCGUAUGGGGGACCUUGAUAGAUCCUGCUGCUGCGGUCGUCGGCCAUAAUUCUCCGUUACAUGUCCUAGAUUGUAAUGUCAUGACGCUAGAUGAGGCCUAGUGCUUUGCAAUGACUUGACGUCCUUACAUAUAU